CGGCUAGGGCUGGGUACAUAGGAGGUAGUUAAAUUAUUCCUUCUCCGCUUACAUGUGCCGGACCAAGAAUUACUAGUAGAGCAUGCUUGUCAGCACCUCGUUCCUGAAUUCUAUCGGCUACCGACGCAGAUCCUAUAUCUCGCUUGCACUAUUCAACUACAGAUAGGCAGCGAUGUCGGCCGAGCCAGGCCAACUGACAGAUGAGCGGCGCAGCUUUCGAGCCCAUGGAAAUCCAUAUCAGGGCUAUCAAGAAAAGAGGAGACGUGACGCGCUUUCCCGGCAAAAGGCAGCGCGAUUGCAUAGCGCAAAACGCGCGCGGACUUUGGCUCUUGAGCAGGAGGAAGAGGAGGAUGGAGGGAAGGAGUCGCAAUCAUGCGUGCAAGACGGCAGCGGUUCCAUGGAGGACUCCUUCGCUGGGGAUGCCGCGGCAGACGCAGAGAUGGAAGCCACCUCGCAAGUCGUUGCUGCUAGCGGCGUUCAGGAAAAAGGAAGGAGUGGAUCUAAGUCUGGUGGACGGCGGCAGCAACAGCGGCAACGGCAGCAGCGUGCUGGGACGGGCGGUGUUCGAUCGUACGGCCUUCAGUAUGGCAACGAGCUGAUGCAACCGGAAUGGUUGACCGAUGUGCCAACCGACUUGGCUAGCAACUGGAUGGUGAUGCCCCGACCGGAGGGCAUGCGCUGCUUGCUGGUGACCUCCAGGGGCCGCACCGUCAGCUGGCUGCGCAACGGCGCGCCGCUGCACCGCUUCCCCUCGGCGUUGCCCGGGGGCUCACCCGCCACCUCGGGGGGUUGCGGUGCGGCGGCUGCGGGGGCGGCGGGGCCAGCAAGCGGGGACUACUGCAUCCUGGACUGCAUCUUUCACCCGCCCAACAACACGUACUACAUACAGGACUUGCUGUGUUGGCGGGGAUAUGCGCUGUACGACUGUGCUGCGGAGUUCCGGGCCUUUUGGCUGGCUAGCAAGUUGCAGGAGGAGGGGCUUACAGAGCAGGUUUCCGUACAGCAACCGCCUCCUCAGCCCUCACCGUUGCAUGCUUCGGAACAUCAGGUGCAGCAACAGCAGCCGGGACUGAGCAGCACUGGAGAGGCAGGUGGCGGCGGUGGCGGUGGCCAAGGGCCAGAGGGGGGCGAUGUGGAUAUGACGGCGGGCCAGGCAGGUUCCUCAGUACGGCAACCCGGGCAGGCGCGUCAGGAGGCACCUGUGUCGUACAGGAUUGUCCCUCUACCCGUCUGGCCAUGCACGCUUGAAGGCCUGCGGGCAGCGUACGGCAGCUGUGAUGCUGCCCAAAGCGGCAGCACUGCUGCAGCCAGUGACCCAUGGGUCUCCGCCGCCGAGACCACCGGCCCGGCUCCCGCUGCGGUUGCUUCCUGCACCACCGUAGCUGGCGUGCCACAUGCGGCGGACGUGGACUUCCUGCGUGACGGGCUGUACCUGCUGCACAGGCAGGGGCACUACACGCCCGGGCCGGCACCCACUCCCCUGGCACUGUUGUGGAAGGACUUGGGUUGCAGCAGGUACCUGGUUGACACGGACGCCCAGGGCGCCCCCCUGGCGCACCAGCUGGUGUCGCUCACCUACCGCGCCGACCGCACAGUGGCCACCGAGGACGAGCCGCCGGUGGUGCUGGGCCGCCUGCCCGAGGCGUUCGUGGCGGCCAUGGGCGACAAGCUGCGGCCCGGCCGCCUGCUGCGCUUCUCCAUUCGCCAGGGCGGCAUCACCUUCCACGAGGGCCGCCCGGUGGGGGCCGACCUGCACUACGAGGGGCCCGCCAACCAGCGCCGGGGCCGCGCGGACACCUUCUCCAAGAUUCUGUUCCAGCGGAUGGCACGUACGGCACCCAUCACGGCGGCGGCGCUGGCGGCGGCUGUGGCGGCGGAUGCUGGGGUGAUGGCGGAGGCGGCUGCAGCAGCGGGGGCUGGGAGCGGGGCUGGCGCUCUGGGAGCGGCGAGUGAUACGGUGAUGGGGUGAAAACAUGGAUGCCUAGGGAAGCACCUGGGGUGAGGAAAUCUGAGGAGGAUGGUGAGGGAAGGAAGGAAUGGUUUUAAGUGUUUGCUGCGUAUGGCAUGUCGAAUGGGAACGUGUUCCUGGAAGGCUCAUGAACCCCGCCGGUCGUCGUUUGCCCUGCACUGCGGGAAGAGAUUUGUCAACAGGAGAGCUUCGCCAUUGCGCGUUUGUAUCAU
Molecule: messenger RNA, 2181 nt
Organism: Astrephomene gubernaculifera
Lineage: Eukaryota; Viridiplantae; Chlorophyta; Chlorophyceae; Chlamydomonadales; Astrephomenaceae
Source: the annotation of a GenBank genome assembly